AUGCCUCCAGAGACCAUUGCUGUGCACUGUGUAGCGGGUCUUGACGGGGAGCUCAUUGUGCUGGCACGGGCCCUUCUCGAGUACGGCGGGGUGCCGCCGCUGGGGGCGGUUGGCUAUGCGCGGGAGCGGCGUAAGGGUGUGAUAAAUCAAGUGUAUCUCAAGCUGGCUGAUGCGCUACAAGCCGCGGCACAACAAGAGCCAGGAGGUGUCUCUGGCAUGCGCGAAGUAUGUGCUAAUGCGGGCUGGGCACACAUGCUUAUAUGGUGA
Molecule: messenger RNA, 267 nt
Organism: Trypanosoma grayi
Lineage: Eukaryota; Euglenozoa; Kinetoplastea; Trypanosomatida; Trypanosomatidae
Product: protein tyrosine phosphatase-like protein
Exons: 1
Coding region: 1-267 (88 amino acids)
Biological process (GO): dephosphorylation
Molecular function (GO): phosphatase activity
Source: RefSeq, a predicted model, not a curated record